Messenger RNA from Myiozetetes cayanensis, 2971 nucleotides. RefSeq names its product transmembrane protein 45A (gene TMEM45A). The transcript has 5 exons. The record is from RefSeq and is a predicted model, not a curated record. Bases 23 to 850 code for a protein of 275 amino acids. Lineage: Eukaryota; Metazoa; Chordata; Aves; Passeriformes; Tyrannidae.
AGGUGUUGCCUAGCAGAAAACCAUGGGCAAUUUCAAAGGGCAUGCCCUCCCUGGAAGCUUUUUUCUUCUUUUUGGCUUAUGGUGGUCAGUGAAGUACCCACUGAAGUACGCCUGUCGAAAAAACAAGAACGCUUGCUACUUCGGUUCCAGGGCAGGAUUUCAGCGCCUGGAGUUUGUUGAGGGGAUCAUCAAAGCCGCCUUUGCCCUCAUUGGAAUGGUGGCUGAGCAGUUUGUUCCUGAUGGACCUCAUCUGAAGUUGUAUAACUAUGAGAAAAAGCACUGGGAUCACCUGAUGAACUGGCAACACGCCACCAUGUACCUCUUCUAUGGCAUUUCUGGGUUGGUUGACAUUGUGGCACAUGGGACCAAUGCAUUGCCAGCAGCCACAGACAGGAUGAUGCUUUCCUUGGCAGUCUUUAUUGAAGGUUUUCUCUUCUGCUACCAUCUCCAUGGGAGAGCUAUGCUGGAUGUUCAUGUUCAUCAGUUACUGCUAUUUGCUAUCUUUGGAGCUGCUGCCUGCAUAUUUUUGGAAGUUUUCUUCCGUGGCAGUAUUGUGCUAGAAAUGCUCCGUACAAGCCUCUGCAUAUUACAAGGCAGCUGGUUCUGGCAGAUUGGCUUUGUACUUUACCCUCCAAAUGGGAGCCCAGAGUGGAAUCAAACAGAUCAUACUAAUAUGAUGUUCCUGACCAUGUGCUAUUGCUGGCAUUAUGCCUUUGCUUUUCUUAUACUUGCAGUGAAUUACACAAUUGUCAGCUGGGCAGUUCGUUCAAAGGUUAAACGGUCCCAAUCCAUGGAAAUGGGUUUACUGAAAACAUGUGAACGAGAUCAUGAGUCAGAAGAUGAAAUUUAGUAUGAAUAUGGCUUACCUGCUCAACUAUUAGGCUAAUUGAUACCUCAUUUCUACCUUUUUUUGCCAUCUUAUUCAUUCAUUACUACAACUUGCUAUGCAAUUAUCAUUCCCCUAUGAUGUCUACAUCUACACUGUUACAUCUUUAUUUUUGGAGGGUAAGCUUGGUAUCAGUUUGCAGUGGUUGCACUAGUACUCCAAAGAAAAUUCAACUAAUAUUAGACUGACUUGGAGCGUAUGAGGUGGCACAAUGAAGUCUGCACGUUGCUUUACUAAAAGCUAAGCAAAAUGUUUUUCAGCUGCCACUGAACAUACUUUUAAGUUUCCAUAAUUAGGGUGUCCAAAUAUGCAUGUUUACUGCCCUGCAAGUAACUGUGCAUAAAUAACUGUGCAGACCUGGAAGACAUUAGAACAAGAUAAAACCCCCAGAAUCUUCCAUUUGCCUUGUGUCUCUGCUUGGGGCUUUAUGCUAAACAGAAAGAACUUCUCGCUGCAAACCCAUUCAUGGUUCCUUGAAGAGUGUGUAGUGUGUUCACUCCUACAGAGACACUACCAGGAUUGGUAGGAAGACCAAAGAGGUCUAUGAAGAUCAAAAGCCACUGCAGUUAUUCAUUCUUAUGCCUAGACAGUCCUGUCUUUCUGCUAUCAUUUGAUUCUGUAAGGCAGUGGAAGUGACUCUGCCUUCCCUUGGCUCCUGGAGCAACUUCUUUUCCAGAAAGGCUGAGAGAUGUCCAGUCAGGCAGCAGCUGAAGGAAACUUUCUUUCCCAAAGAUAUUUCCUUCCUUUGGUGAAAUUAAGUGGUUUUUCUGCAGGAUUCAGAGCAGACACGUGACCCAGAACUUGGGUCAGGAGUGGACAAUGCUGAUCUGUGGGCAGGAUAAGAUGGUUUUGAAUCCUUUUCCCUGUGUCACCCCUGCAGUCACCAGGCAGCCUGCUCAGUGCUGCACAGUGAGCUGAGGGGGAAGGGGAGGCAGAUGUUGCUUGCACAGAAGCUUCAUGCCCAACUAUCCACAGCAGCAAGUGAAUUAAAAAAUAAUAUUAGUUUUAAUUGCAUUUGUUUUCUCCAUUAAAACUGAAGUCUUGAUCUAGUGAAAAGCAGAGUGUUCUUCCCAGUGUUCCAUGUCACUUGGGAUGUGUUCCAGCUUCAAGAAAAGAGAAAUAACUGGCUUGUGGUAAAAGACAUCAGAAAAUGAUGUUGUACAAAAGCACACUGCCCCUAAGACUUUCAAAGCAUCACUCUGGCUCUAAAUACAUGUUUUGAAUGACUGGCAUGGGCAAGUUGUGGCACAGCUCUGUUUUCCAGAGGACUGAUGUGGGAUGCAUGCUGCUGGCCAUUUUACAUAUUCAUCAGCAGUAAGGUGGCCAUGGUCAGGUGGUCUUGCCAGAAAACAGCCUCUCCCCUCUACAGCUCCUUCUAAAAAAAUGUAUUUUGUAAUUUUUUUUGGACACAUGCUAGUGCAGGACAACAAAUUCUGUUCAAAUAGUGCCAGUUUGUCAGGUUUGGUCCUGCAAAAGGGUGUUUCUUCUGUUACUCAAAUAUUACCAGAUGCUCUUCAGGGAAUGCAGAGCUGGACUGUGGUAGAUGAAUGACAGUUGUAGGAUCUGGUGCCUCCACUUUGUUGAGUUUUUCUCUUCUCUUUGCAUUAGAGAAGGUGGCAUCACAUUAUUAAACUUGAAGAAAUGCAAGGGAAAACAGAUAUUGAAGUCUCAAAGAAACAGUAGGCUCUUGAAUUUAAUUUUUAAUACUUAGAGUACACACAAAGUGAGUGUCAUAGUGGGGUUUUGUGCCUGAUGUAUUUAUGGUGCCACAAAAGAAAAGAAACACCCUGUUUCAGGGCGGGUUUUUUUUAUGGGGCGGGGUUUAUUUACGUAGGACACCUGACCCAUUCCUUUCAAUCCAUGUUUAAAAGAGAUUCCCAGGAACAGUAUUGGAACUAUUACAGUGAAAAAGGUACAGCCUCCAUCAUUUCAUUAGCAACAGAUAUUGUUUGAGUUGAAUGAGGAGAGGGAAGUUUAACAAGUUUACAAACACCACUCAGAAAAAGGUAGCUGCUCUCAAGAAAAUUUAAAUUAUUUUUAAAUAAUGGAGCCUUUGAAAAACUAUAUGGUAGUUUUUAGUAGACA